AUGAACAAGUCAGCUGUAUUUCUGUUCGUUAUCCUUGCUGUACUGGUUUUCAGCAGCCAAAGUGCUCCCAUUGAAGAAGAAGAACUUCAAGAACAAGAAGGUCACGUUAUUGCUAAAAGAGCCACCUGCGACUUGCUCAGCUUCGAAAUAGCUGGAUUCAAACUGAACGACGCUGGUUGUGCCGCCAAUUGUUUGCGAUUGGGCAGAAAGGGGGGAAGUUGCAACAGUAACAAAGUUUGUGUUUGUAGAUAUUAG
Molecule: messenger RNA, 255 nt
Organism: Ceutorhynchus assimilis (cabbage seed weevil)
Lineage: Eukaryota; Metazoa; Arthropoda; Insecta; Coleoptera; Curculionidae
Source: the annotation of a GenBank genome assembly